Molecule: messenger RNA, 2058 nt
Organism: Paramecium sonneborni
Lineage: Eukaryota; Ciliophora; Oligohymenophorea; Peniculida; Parameciidae
Source: the annotation of a GenBank genome assembly
AUGAACUAUGAAUGGUUUUAGGAUGAUAAUCAAAUAAAAUUACGCUUUGAAAUAAAAAAUACUAAAAGCGAUAAUCUUGACAUAUAAGUUGCAGAUGUAGUUGUUAAAGUAAAUGUACUUGAUAAGAAAUUUGCCAAAACUAUUGAUUUAUUAUUUCCUGUACUUGAAGGCAAUAUUAAAUAUGGAGCAGAUGUGCUUGAAGUUACUUUAAUAAAAGUGGAACCUGGGAAAUGGCCUUAAUUGAGUCCAUCAUUUUCUAAAGAAGAAUUAAUUUAAAGAAGAAAGGAUGUAACUUAAACAUAUUAUCUAAGGCAUUUUUUAGAAAAGAUUAAGAAAUUCAAGCUUAAAAAAAAUAAAAAGAAGAACUCAAACAUCAAUUUGAUUAACAUGCAACAAAAGAAUAGAUUAAAGUUGAUGAUCGUGAAAGAAAUCUAAUUAUAUAAAAGUAGGAAUAAUAAAAAACUGAGGCAAUUUCUGAUCUAUACAAUUAAAUUGGAUAGGAUUCUAAAUUUACAUAGAAAUAAUCACCAUCUCAAAAUUCAAACGAUGUAGUGUAAAUAGAAGAAAAAAUUAAAUAAUAUGAAGAAUUUGAAUAAUAAUAAGAAUAGAAAUAAAAAUCAUCAAAUAAAUAAUUACAAUCAAUUUCAAAUAAUAAUGAUAUUUUUACAAAUGAGGAUAUUAAAAAAUAAGAGAAGUAAGCUAAAGGUCCAAUACCAGAACCAAGAAAAGCAGCUGCAGUAUAAAUGACUUUUACAGAAAAAAUAUAUCCUCAUUUAGCUGCUAGAGAAUAACAUUUCAAAGAUGCUCCUGUUCCUAGAUAAAAAAAUAUUCCAAUUACUGAAUAAAGAGAAAAUCCUCUCUUCUUAAAAGAUAAAGCUGAUGAAUUUUUUAAAAAUAAAGAUUAUUAUUCUGCCAUUAAUGCUUAUUCAGCUGCUUUCAAAUAUGAUAAUUAAAUGUUUACUUGUAUUGCCAAUAGAGCUGCUUGUUAUUUAGCUUUAUUCAAUUUCUAAGAAUGUAUUGAUGAUUGUUAAACAAUUAUUAAUUUGGAUAAAAAAGAUUAAUUAUAUGAUAAAUGUUUAAAUAGACUAAAAGUAUGUUAAGCAUGGAAAGGUGAUUUAGAUGAAGCUUUGAAUGGAAAUAUUCCAGAAUAAGCCAAAGUUAUAAUUUAAAAAAGAAUUGACUCUAAUAAAUACAAAAAUCAAGGUGAUGCAUAUAUGACAACCUCUCAAUAUUAAAAAGCUAUAGAAAUGUAUUUAAAAUCUCUCUAGAAUGAUGAAGAAAAUGAAUUGAGUCUAAGUAAUAUGGGUUUAGCUUAUAUGAAAUUAAAUUAAACUAAUAAAGCCUUGGAAAGUAUUGAGAAAGCUAUUCAAAAAGUUAAACCUUUUUUAUAGUAUGUUAAUUUAAAUCCUAAUAUUGGAAUAUAAAGUUCAUAUGCUGGUAAUGAAUUUUUACUUAAAAAUCUAAUGAAAAAAUCUAAUUGUUUAUUUGAAUUAAAUUAAGAAUAAGAUGCUUUAAAUACAGUUAAAUAAGCAUUAAUUAUUGAUGAAACAAAUGCAGAAGCCAGAAGUAUUAUGAAUAAGAUUUAAGAUAAAUUAAUUAAAUAAGAGGUUCUUAAAUUAAAAGAGAUUGCAACAGAGAGAUUAAAAUAACAAAAGUAUUCAGAUUCAUUAGAAUUGUAUAAUGAAUGUCUCAAGAAAUUAAAUCCAUAAGAAGAUUUGAUGGAUUUCUUAGCUGUAUUAUUAAAUAGAUGUAUUUGUUGUUAUUUUUUAAAUUAAUUUGAUGAGAUAAUUGGUUCAUGUACAAGAGGAAUAAAAAUAAUAUAAAUUUAACAAAAUAAGUAUUACAUAAAAAUAUAACUUAAGAAUAUUAUCUUUCGAAAAGAUUACAAAGGAAUAAAGAGAUAAAUUAUAAGACUUUUAAAUAAGAUUUUAUGUUCGUAGAUCAAAUGCAUAUGUAAAAUAGAAUUAGAUUUAUCAUGCUAAAUGUGAUUUAUAAGAAGCUUUAAAAUUAGAUCCUUAAAAUGAGUAAAUAAGAAAAGAUUUAGAAAAGUUAAAGUGA